CUGAAAAUGAAGGGUAUUCUUAUCACAGACCAAUCGUAGCAGUAUCUCAGCUGUAGCAUGAAUUAAAGCGAACGACCGGAAUGAUUUGUUGUGAACUUGCAUUUUUCCUCUGUAUCAAUCAGUGGUUAGCAAGGCAUAGUUGAGUGAAGACGUGAGUUCUAUCAGUAUGUCAUCCAUUGAACCAGUGGUUUUGGUCCACGGGGGUGCAGGGGACAUUCCUGCCGAACGGGUCGAGGGCAAACUGGUAGGUGUGAAGUUGGCUGCCAAAGUGGGCUACGCAAAACUUCGAGAAAGUGGCUCCGUUUUGGAUGCAGUCGAGGAAGCAGUUCGUAGCAUGGAACUGGAUCCGUAUUUUAACGCUGGAUAUGGAUCAGUUUUGACAACGGAAGGAAAUGUCGAAAUGGAAGCUAGCAUUAUGAAUGGAGCAACGCUAAGAGCAGGUUGCUGUUCGCUGGUCAAAGAUAUUAUGCAUCCGAUAAGCUUGGCGAGGAGGGUGAUGAAGACUCCGCAUAAUUUUCUUGGUGGGGACGGUGUUAUGCGAUUUGCAGUGGAAGAGGGUUUUGAAAUCAUGGAUCCUUCUGGGCAGUUGGUAACGGACUAUGCCAAAGUGGCCUUAGAAGAAUGGAAAGAAGGUCAACGCAGAGGCGAAGUAGGGUUUGCGCGUACAGAGAUUGGGUCUUCAAAUAAAUAUAAUAAAGCAGAAGUGGGCACGGUUGGAGCCGUUGCAAUCGACAAUGCAGGAAAUAUAGCUGUAGCAACUUCAACAGGAGGCAUUACAGGAAAACUUCCUGGGAGAAUUGGUGACACACCUCUGGUAGGAGCCGGAACGUAUGCGGAUAAUCGAGUAGGAGGUGUGUCUACCACAGGUCAUGGGGAAACUAUUAUGAGAUAUUCCUUAGCACACGAUAUACUCAAAAGAAUUGAAUAUCUUGGAGAAGAUGCUCAAACAGCAACAGAACAUUCCUGUAAAGCAAUGACUGAGAGAUUGACUGGAACUGCAGGUGCCAUCACCAUUGAUCGCAAAGGGCAAGUUGGCAUUUCAUUCACCUCUAAGCGAAUGGCAUGGGCAUAUAUCAAGGGAACACAACUUAAGUACGGAAUAGAACACAACCAACACCACGAAGAAACUGUACAAGAAUAAUGAAAAUCGGAACACACUUACCGCUUGUCCAGGCGGCGAUAUUUAUGUGCCGAUGUCAGUCUGUAUUUGAAGUGUUCAAUCUGCCUUUCAAAGUUGCGAUUCAUUUUCGGCUGCUUUACCGUAAAUUAAAUACAAACAUAUAUCAUUGUUUAA
Aedes aegypti (yellow fever mosquito) is the source of this 1294-nucleotide messenger RNA. Its product is annotated as probable isoaspartyl peptidase/L-asparaginase GA20639. The transcript is spliced from 2 exons. Gene Ontology annotation, molecular function: asparaginase activity. NCBI's taxonomy places the organism in Eukaryota, Metazoa, Arthropoda, Insecta, Diptera, Culicidae. The record is from RefSeq and is a predicted model, not a curated record. The coding region runs from base 167 to 1141 and encodes 324 amino acids.